This is a messenger RNA of Plasmodium coatneyi, 795 nucleotides long. RefSeq names its product tRNA-splicing ligase RtcB-like protein. Gene Ontology annotation, cellular component: ribosome. The record is from RefSeq and is a predicted model, not a curated record. The transcript has 2 exons. Lineage: Eukaryota; Apicomplexa; Aconoidasida; Haemosporida; Plasmodiidae. Gene Ontology annotation, biological process: translation. The coding region runs from base 1 to 795 and encodes 264 amino acids. Gene Ontology annotation, molecular function: structural constituent of ribosome.
AUGAAAAAAAACGCACUGGUAAAAAACGUCCUCUAUAGUGCGAGGUUGCGCCAAAAUGGUGCACACGCAACAAAUGCAGCCAUAAGCGCAGGUGCGCUCAGUGGGGUAGACCUCUGGACCAGCAAAACUCUGCAGACAAGAAGAAUGAUGGGAAAUGCCCCAAACAGCAGCUUCAAUCUGUUCGACAAAAUAAAGGACAUAAGCAGAAGCAACGAAAGCGAGGAAGGCACUGAAGAAAGCGACUCAAAGAAAAGGAAGCCAUCCAAAAAAGUGUUAAAGCUUGUCGAUGAAAUUUUAAACCUAACUCUAAUCGAAGCAGCAGAUUUGUGUGACCUGUGCCAGGAGAAGUUAGACGGAGAGAAGCAAUUCAAUAAUUCCGUUUUUUUGAAUAGGAACCCGUUUCCACAUCCCGCUGGCUUCUUCGCCGCAGGGGGGUUCUCUGUCCCAAAUUUAUCCCCAGGAAUGAACUCUCCUUUCCCCAAUCCUGUCACUGCUGUUCCACCGGGUGGCACGCCCAAUCUAGGAACAGCGGAAAAAAAUGAACAGGCAGGCACAAAAAAGGAAGAAAAAAAAAACUCCAAAAGUACAUUCAACGUAAAGUUGGAAAACUUCGACGCAAAAAAUAAAAUUAACACGAUUAAAGAAAUUCGCAAAAUAACCAACGUCGGUUUGAAGGAGGCAAAGGACAUGGUGGAGAGCGCCCCGUUCUACGUGCAAAAGAACGUGCCCGCGGAAAAGGCAGAAGAAAUGAAAAAGAAGUUCGAGGAACUGGGCGCCACAAUUAUAUUGGAAUAA